Molecule: messenger RNA, 454 nt
Organism: Aspergillus glaucus CBS 516.65
Lineage: Eukaryota; Fungi; Ascomycota; Eurotiomycetes; Eurotiales; Aspergillaceae
Exons: 4
Coding region: 28-342 (104 amino acids)
Biological process (GO): mitochondrial respiratory chain complex IV assembly
Cellular component (GO): mitochondrial intermembrane space
Source: RefSeq, a predicted model, not a curated record
GUCUUGUGAGAGAUAUAAUUUGACAAGAUGGGUUUCGGAAGUCCAGGUACCGGCGCGACAAAUUACAAGCCUUCUCCACCCGAGCGUGGAAGCUUUCCUCUUGACCAUGAAGGCGAAUGUAAACACCUUAUCCGGAACUACCUGAAAUGCCUAAAGACUAGAGGCGGCGUCAACGACCAGGACUGUCGAUUGAUGGCCAAGGAUUACCUGGGAUGUCGGAUGGAAAAGAACCUUAUGGCGCCGGAUGAUUUUAAGAACCUUGGGCUUAUUUUCGAGAAGCAGGAGAGUCAGGGGGGGGAUAAUGCGGGGACUGGGUCUGAGAAUGGGGGGUCGAAGGCUUGAUGGGAAGAGGGAGGACAAAUUGGUAUGGCAUUUCAAGAAGAGAUUCCUUAUGGGGUUCUUUCUUGGAAUUGACGAUAUGUAUAUGCACUCAAUUCUAUGGCGUUGGUUGGGU